CUUGCUCCAGCUUGUCCAUCGAAUUUUAUCUUUACUCUCUUCAUUUCUUGCACAAUGGACGGCUACCUAGACAGACUCUCGCGCACCUUUUCCGACCACCGCGUGCAGCUAGUGACAGCGGCAGUUGCUGCCUCAGCAGCGACGGCCAGCGCCAUGUGGGGCACUCGGCACAUUCAGCGGCGGCAGCGUGCGCGCAAGCUCAAGAAGGACACUGUCUUUGGCGACGACUCGCAGACCCAGGCGCGGCAGGUGACCAAGCACACGCCGAUCUCGUUGACGCCAAACGAGGAGUCACUGAUCCGCGAGCAGCUAGCACGGCACUACGCCUUCCUGGGAGACGACGGCAUGAAGAGGCUGCGCGACAGCUUCGUUGUUGUGGUAGGUGCUGGUGGUGUUGGGUCCCAGGACUAUGUGCUGGACUGCAUUGACAACAUGGAUACCAAGCUUGAUUUGAUCAUGUACUGCAAAAAGCACAAUCUGCCGGUCAUUAGUGCCAUGGGCGCUGGCAUGAAGUCCGAUCCGUCGCGCGUGCAGAUCGCUGAUAUCGGCGACACAUUCGAGGACCCGAUGUCGCGGGCUGGCGUCGAGAGCGGCGUCAAAGUCAUCUAUUCGACGGAGAAGCCCGGCAAGGUCGGUUUGGAGCAGCCGGGCGAUUUCUCGGUGCUGCCUGACUUCCGCGUGCGCAUCGUUCCCGUGCUGGGCACCAUGCCGGCCAUGUUUGGAAUUGCCAUGGGCACGCAUAUUCUGACCGAGCUGGCUGGGUUCCCGACCGAUCCUCUAGCAAUCAAGGGCCGCAACGCGCUGUACGCGCGCCUGCACCGCGAACUGGGCAACCGCGAGCACCAGCUGUGGAUGUCCCCUGAUGACGUUGGCUACAUCCUGGAGGAGAUCUGGCGCGGAAAGAGCGCCAUUUCGGGCAGCACUGACAAGUUAGCCCUGGUCCGCUGGAAGCGCGAUUUGCCGAUGACGACACACAACUGCAUCGUCAUGACCAAGAAGGAGGCCGACGAGCACGAGAAGAUCGAGGGCAAUCCAGAGGAUGUCUACCCGGCCGGCAUUAUUGCGUUUAUCAACGAACGGUUCGAGGAGGAAAGGCGUCUCAGCCAGCUGCGCUAGCAGCCCUAUAGAGUCUGUAGUUCUCUGUCCUGAGGUCUUUGAGCAAUGGAUCUAUUUAUGGCA
Linderina pennispora is the source of this 1179-nucleotide messenger RNA. RefSeq lists its product as uncharacterized. The transcript has 7 exons. Lineage: Eukaryota; Fungi; Kickxellomycota; Kickxellomycetes; Kickxellales; Kickxellaceae. The record is from RefSeq and is a predicted model, not a curated record. Gene Ontology annotation, biological process: cyclic threonylcarbamoyladenosine biosynthetic process. Bases 55 to 1116 code for a protein of 353 amino acids. Gene Ontology annotation, cellular component: mitochondrial outer membrane. Gene Ontology annotation, molecular function: tRNA threonylcarbamoyladenosine dehydratase activity; ubiquitin-like modifier activating enzyme activity.